Molecule: messenger RNA, 4551 nt
Organism: Vitis riparia (riverbank grape)
Lineage: Eukaryota; Viridiplantae; Streptophyta; Magnoliopsida; Vitales; Vitaceae
Exons: 22
Coding region: 495-4148 (1217 amino acids)
Source: RefSeq, a predicted model, not a curated record
UGAAUUUUGAAGCAUUAAAGCCAAGGGAAUAAAGCGUUUAUGAAGUCAGAGCAGUCGCUUCACGUUCUUCGAUUUUCUCAUUGAAAUUGCUUUACAUUCUCUCUAAUAAUUCAUUUGUUUUUGUGGGAUUUGUUUCUGGUAAGUGAAUUUUUGUGGGAUGAUUACUCAUAUAUGUUUUCUUUAGAUUCCUGGGCGAAGUUGUUUUGAUGGAGGGUUGGAGUCGGUUCUCUGAACUGUUUAGCAAGUGAGAUUAAUUAUUUAAACCUUAUGCUUUGUUUGGCAGUGAGAAAAUUUGAGAAAACAAAACAAAACUUGGAAUGUUAUGAUACCCACUUCAAAGUUCAAACCUAAUGCGCCAAACCCAUUAUAAGAAUUCAAGAUUAUUUUUUACUUGUAUUGUAUUUAUUAUUUUUCUUUCUUUGUACAAGUGUUGUUACUCGGUCUUGAGAUUCUGUUUCUGAAUCGGGGGUUGGUUGAAGAUUAAACCCUGCAAAAUGUUUACACAAGGCCUUGAUAGUAAUGCCCUAAAGUGGGUUGGAGAGGAGAAGAAGAAAGAUAUUUCGGUUUUGAUUCCUACCCAGGGACUUCAAUGUGAUCCUAUUGCUAGUCUAAGAAAUGGUGGGCGAGGCUUUGGGUUGCCUCCUUCAGACAAGUUCCGUAGUGGGUAUAUGCCAUCAGGAAUAAUUCCAGUAUCACGUGCUAUACCCAGGAGUGGUGAUGAUAGUGGGUCUGGAUCAGACAUGGACAUAGGCACCGAUUCAGAGGAUGACAUACACAUUGGGCAGGACUCGCUUGAUUCAUCACCCCAAGAUAAUAGAAUUCCCGUUUCUGCGGGUCCCAAAUAUCCAACUCCAUUGCAAAAGCAUAGGUGUACAGAAGAUGUGGAGAGAAUGGGAGAUGGAGGUGGUGGGUUUUCAGUUGGACGACAUGGGUGUACAGAAGAUGGAACAUCAGAUUCAGCUGCUGGCUCUGGAGUGUCCUCCACUCAAUUUAGAAGCCUCGGUGGUGUUAUGCCUCAUCGAGCAAUGAAUGCUUCAGAAUCAAACGUUUCUUUGCGGACAGAUACGGAAAUGGCAGCUGAACAGCUGGUUGAGUGGCUGCAGGAUUUCUAUGCCAGAGGAAUGCAGAAGCUUUCUGGUGAUGAUGAUAUCCCCAGUGCACCCCCAUUUGUUGGUUCUAGUCUGGAAAUCAACCAAGACAGGGAUCAAAUUUCAAGUAGUACUGUAACCAUAAAUGAGCCAAACACAACAAAAAACAUUCCCUCAAGCACCACUGCACAGGAAAAUAGCAGCAACAGAAUUCCUGACCCCUCUGCAAGCAUUGCUGAAACUACUGCAUCUUUGGGUUCUUUGCCAGCUCGUCUUCCCACAUUUCAUGCAAGUGGGCAAGGUCCAUGGUGUGCUGUGAUUUCUUAUGAUGCAUGUGUUCGGCUUUGUCUUCACUCAUGGGCUGGGGGUUGCAUGGAAGCACCCCUCUUCUUGGAUAAUGAAUGUGCACUGUUGCGAAAUGCAUUUGGUCUGGAACAAGUACUACUACAAUCAGAGGAAGAACUGUUGGCAAGACGAUCUUCAGAUAUAGUCAGUGAGGGAGUUGCACCAAAACUGAAGAAAAUCAUUGGAAAAAUGAAAGUUCAAACACGAAAAGUGAAAAUGGCUCGAGACCCACCUACUGGCUGCAGUUUUACAUCUCUAAAGCAACCAACAAUAAAUAUGGAAUCAUUUUGGUUUCGUUUCUCCAAAUUAAAAUCAACCCUUCAUUCUGGAUGGGUUGCUGUGAGGAAAGUUAAUUUUGCUCCCCGUAUACCUGUAAAUGGUUCUUUUUCAAGUCGGAGUUUAGCAUAUAUGCAUGCAAGCACUCGAUAUAUAAAACAGGUCUCUGGACUCUUAAAAAUUGGGGUGACUAGUAUGUGCAACAGCGGUUCGCCAUCUUAUGAAGCAGUGCAAGAAACCUAUUCUUGUUUAUUGAGAUUGAAAAGUUCAUCUGAAGAGGAUGCAGUUCGCAUGCAAGCAGGAUCUGGUGAAACCCAUGUAUUCUUCCCAGAUAGCAUUGGCGAUGAUCUGAUAAUUGAAGUCCAAGAUUCUAAAGGACAGUAUUAUGGUCGUGUUGUAGCUCAAUUGGCCGCUAUCACAGAUGAGCCAAGUGACAAGCUCCGCUGGUGGUCUAUAUAUCAUGAGCCAGAGCAUGAUCUUGUGGGCAGAAUACAACUAUACAUAAACUAUUCAACUAUUGUGGAUGAGAAUAGUCAUCUUAAGUGUGGUUCCGUUGCAGAAACUGUGGCAUAUGACUUGGUGUUAGAAGUUGCAAUGAGAGUUCAACGUUUUCAGCAAAGACAUUUGUUGCUACAUGGUCCAUGGAAGUGGUUAGUGACCGAAUUUGCCUCCUACUAUGGAGUUUCAGAUACAUACACCAAGUUAAGAUACUUAUCAUAUGUUAUGGAAGUAGCAACACCCACUGCAGACUGCCUAGGCUUGGUCCAUGACUUGCUGCUACCUGUGUUAAUGAAAUGCUCCAGUAGGGGUGUUUUAAGCCAUCAAGAGAAUCGCAUCCUUGGGGAGAUUGAGGAUCAAGUUGAGCAGAUUCUUGCUUUGGUUUUUGAGAACUACAAGUCCCUUGAUGAAUCAUCUCCAUCAGGAAUGUUGGAUGUUUUUGUGCCUGCAAUUGGAAAUGCAGCUCCUGCUUUGGAACCUGCUGUAAAGCUUUACACUCUAUUCCAUGACAUCUUGAGUUCUGAGGCUCAGUUGAAGCUUUGCAAAUAUUUUCAGGCUGCUGCAAAGAAGAGAUCAAGAAGGCACUUGGCUGAAACGGAUGACUUUAUUUCCAGUAAUAAUGAGAGCACAUUGAUGGAUUCUGUGACUCUUUGUACAGCUUACCAGAAGAUGAAAUCAUUGUGUUUAAAUAUUAGAAAUGAAAUUUUUGCUGACAUUGAGAUCCACAAUCAGCAUGUUCUGCCCAGUUUUAUUGAUCUACCAAAUCUUUCUUCAGCCAUAUAUAGUGUGGAGCUAUGCAAUAGAUUGCAAGCCUUCCUUCUUUCGUGUCCUCCUUCUGGCCCCUCGCCUCCUGUGACUGAACUUGUUAUUGCAACAGCAGACUUCCAAAAGGAUAUAGCUUGCUGGAACAUUAGUCCUAUCAAAGGUGGAGUGGAUGCGAAAGAAUUAUUUCACUUGUAUAUAAUUGUCUGGAUUCAAGACAAGCGUCUUGCUUUGCUCGACUCAUGCAAACUAGAUAAGGUAAAGUGGUGUGGAAUCAGAACACAACACUCUACCACACCCUUUGUAGAUGAAAUGUAUGAGCGGCUGAAGGAGACAUUGAAUGAAUAUGAAAUCAUCAUUCGUCGCUGGCCAGAAUAUACAAUUGUUUUGGAGAAUGCUGUUGCAGAUGUUGAGAAGGCAGUUUUAGAAGCUUUGGAGAAGCAAUAUGCCGAUGUUUUAUCACCAUUGAAGGACAAUCUGGCAACUAAGAUAUUGGGGCUCAAAUAUGUGCAGAAAUUUGCAAAACGAACAGUAAACACCUAUACAGUCCCUGGAGAGCUGGGAAUUCUUUUAAAUUCCAUGAAAAGGAUGCUGGAUGUGCUGCGGCCCAAGAUAGAAACCCAGUUGAAGUCAUGGGGUUCUUGCAUCCCUGAUGGUGGAAAUGCAGUGGCAGGUGAGCGUCUCAGUGAAGUAACUGUGAUGCUUAGAGCCAAAUUCAGAAAUUAUGUGCAAGCAAUUGUUGAGAAACUUGCAGAGAAUACAAGGGUGCAGAGUGCCACAAAAUUGAAGAAGAUAAUCCAGGACUCAGAAGAAACCGUGGUAGAAUCAGAUGUACAAAGUAGAAUGCAGCCAUUGAAGGAUCUUCUAACAAAGACAAUUGACCACCUUUAUACCGUCUUUGAAGUUCAUGUGUUCAUAGCAAUCUGCCGAUGUUAUUGGGACCGGAUGGGACAGGAUGUGCUAAGUUUUUUGGAGAAUAGGAGAGAGAACCAGUCUUGGUAUAAAGGCUCACGAAUCGCUGUGUCUAUUUUAGAUGACACAUUUGCAUCACAAAUGCAACAAUUACUUGGAAAUGCACUGCAAGAGAAAGACCUGGAGCCACCCAGAUCGAUAAUGGAAGUGCGGUCCAUGCUCUGUAAGGAUGCUGUAAACCACAAGGAGAACAACUACUAUUUCUAGACUCUAAAUUUCUAAUUACCUGUACAUACAUACAAGUCCAAGGAGGCCCUCAGUUUCUCUCCAUUAUCAUCAAAUUGAAGCAAGGAAGGAACACAGACACUGUCACCCUCAUAUGUAUGAUCCGGGUUUGAUGAUUUUUCAGUUUUGAUGAAGUUGCCCCACCAUGGCCUCCAUGGAGGUUAUCAUUUGUUAUUCUUUUUUUUUUUUAGAGAAUAUGGAUUAUGGAAGACAGUGUUCAUCACUUUUAUUUUCUUGUUGCAUUUCCAGCAGACAUCUUGUUUCAACUUGUGAGCUGUGAUUCACGUAACCGAUUUUGUGUAUAUGGUAUACCGUAUUAAGGGUUUUUGCAGUUGCAAGUUGAAUGAAUUAGAGGGCUCGUUUGGGAGUGACUCUGGUUAAAACA